AUGGCUGAAGAACAGAAACAAGCUACCCCUCCAGUGGAUGCGAAUCCAAAUGUCCAAGCUGAAAAUGAUUUAAAGCAGGUGCUCCAGAAUCAUAAGGCCCAGGAACCAAAGGAAACGGAACUGAAGGCAGAUGUCGAUGUGGAGAUGACAGCACCAGAACCUAGCGAAAUCAACGACGCAGCAGGUACAAAUGGCAAGGCGUCGGAAGAAGGAGCUGGUGACGAUGUGGAAGCUAAAGAAGAAGCUCGAAUUAUCGCUGCCGCUGCGAAAAUGGGCCAGGACGCUGAAGCGAAGAACGAGAACAAGGACGAGCAAAAGGGCACCGGCAGAAACCACAGGCAGUCAUCGCGGGGUGGCCGUGGCGGAACUCGACAGCGGGUAAACUACCGCGAUAACAUCAAAUCGGAUGUUUCAACCUUGAAGGAAACCAGUGACCCAGACGAGAUCCGCAAACAGGUCGAAUUCUAUUUCUCAGACUCAAAUCUCGUCAUGGAUAAAUUCCUCCUCUCAAAAGUAGGCGGGAGCGAAAACAAGCCCGUUGAACUCUCCCUCCUCCACUCCUUCAAACGUAUGCGCCGUUUCCAACCCUUCAGCGCCGUCGUCGAUGCCCUCAAGGACUCCAAAACUCUAGAGCUCACAAACGACAACACCUGCGUCAAACGCAAAAUUCCCCUGCCGGAGAUAGUCAAGGAAUCCGUCGAUCCGACCGCCAUCAAGGUGUUCGAGGACAAAGCGAUGCAACGCAGCAUAUAUGCCAAGGGCUUUGGGCCGGAAGAACCAAGCACGCAAUUCGACAUAGAAGCCUUCUUCACGCCCUAUGGUCCCACGAACGCCAUCCGUCUCCGCCGCACGCCCGAGAAGAUCUUCAAGGGGAGCGUGUUUGUGGAGUUUGAUAGCGAGGAGACUCAAAAGGCGUUUCUGGCGCUUGACCCGAAGCCAAAGUGGAAGGGGACUACAGAGUUACUGAUUAAGAGCAAGAAGGAUUAUUGCGAUGAGAAAAUUAAGGAGAUUGAGGCGGGGAGGUUGAAGCCUAAUACCGGGAGGGGGAGGGGUGGGCAUCAUCGGGGACGUGGUGGUUCAUCGAAUCAACAUGAUCGUCGCAAAGAUGAUCAUAAGAAGGGCUUUAGGGGGGGGAAGGGUGGACGAGGUGGUCAAAGAGGCGGCAGAGGCGGCGGGCGGACGGAGUUGCAGAAGGAUGCUCGUGGCGUUCCCGUCAUCCAAGUCUCACCAACUGGAAAACCACCAGCAACAAACGAUGACUCGACAACCAAGACCGGUCAGAAGCGCGCGCGGGAAGAUGGCGAUGCAGCCGCUAAUGGAAGUGGGAAUAGCAACGGAAAUGGCAACGCUGUUUCCAAUGGCGCUGGUCCUGCUGCGGAGUCUGAAGCCCCUCCCGCUAAAAAGGUUGAUGUUAAAGAGUCAUGA
Paracoccidioides brasiliensis Pb18 is the source of this 1425-nucleotide messenger RNA. RefSeq lists its product as uncharacterized. Gene Ontology annotation, cellular component: nucleus. Gene Ontology annotation, biological process: RNA processing. The coding region runs from base 1 to 1425 and encodes 474 amino acids. Gene Ontology annotation, molecular function: mRNA binding. The transcript has 2 exons. The record is from RefSeq and is a predicted model, not a curated record.